AUGGCUGCAGGUCGCAUCGUGCAAGGUUUCAUUGAACUAUCUGAUCCGCAAGGGCUGCGACAAUUUGCGCCGGUCGAUUUCGAUUGGAAUCAAGAACUUGGCGAGCACAAGCAUCCGCCGUUGUUCUACGCAGUGAUCCACAGCCUUCCCGAGACCGCUUACAAUGACGCUGAGCAGGAGAAGCGACUUAAGACUAUUGAAUGUUUAUUAGAGCUUGGUGCCGAUCCCUUACGGUGUACAUCUUCCACCCUGCAGAAAGACUUGUUUUUUCAGACGCGCGUUAAGGGGAAACUUGUAUGCAAAGAGGAGACAUUGGUAGAAGUCUCCUACGAGGGCCAGUCGACAAUCUCGUUUGUAAUGAAUGUAUUAGGAGAACUUCGGAAAGGAAAAGGAGGCGCGGAUUGGACUGUCGCCUGCAACUAUCUGGAAAGUAUCCUGGCGCUGAUCAAGACUACGACGGCUGGAAAGUCCCAGAGCAUAGUCGUGCAUCAGGAGGUUGCUCACAUGUGGGAGUCCUUUAGAGAAAUGACCUCCACGCACAAUGUAGUUUUCGAAUCAUCAGAUGGGGAGGUGUCGGCCCAUGACCAUGUACUAAUGAUCUCUUCGCCGGUCUUGAAGGCCAUGCUCGAAUCCAGCAUGAAGGAAGGCUCGUGCCGGCGUAUUGAUAUCAAAGACUCGUCGAGCCGCGGAAUUUCCUUGUUCCUCGAUCUGCUCUACACAAGUUCAUCAGCCAUCGCAGAUCUCGAUUACAAGACCAUGCUCGUUGCAUUGGAUCUGGCACACCGCUGGCAAGUGCAGCACAUCGUUGACAUGCUCACGAACUCUUUGCAGCAGGAGAUCAAUGUUGGCAGCUUUGGGGAGAUUGCCGAAACCGCCACUCUCAAAGGCAUCGAACGCCUACAGAGAGCCUGCAUCACCUUCGGCUCGACGAAUGCCGACGUUCAGGCCAUGCUUCAGAAGAACAGUUUUCCACCAGCUGUGGCGAAGCUGAUGGGUAUGCCUGAGGCAGUCCGGACGGAGACAACCACUUCCAAGCGCAGGAGGUUCUCCUGCAAGCCGAUGAUCCGCUGGGUGGUGGACAACUUGUCACUGCAGGCAGACGACUCUCUCAUUAUCAUCUUCAACCCCAGCUGGAUGAGCAUGAAGAACUUCAUGCAAGAGAUACUUGCGGACAAGGAUUCGCGGAUCAGGCUGGUGGAGUUGCCCGGUCCUACCCGCGGUGCUGCAGAGACGGUGCUGAUCGGGCUUCAAGCGUUGCCGCAGGAGCUUCAAUCACGACCUACUUUGUUGGCAGAUGGAGAUACAUUCUACACCUCAGACGUCGUCGGCCAGUUUCGAAAGAUCGCCGCGACGCACAACGCCGUUUUCUGCUUCCAUGACACCCAGCCAAAGCCAAUCUACAGUUAUAUCACCAUGGAUGAUGCAGACAACAUCAAAGAAGUGAAGGAGAAGGUGAAAAUCAGUGACUGGGCCAACACAGGCUGCUACUGCUUCCGGGACGGUGCGGAGCUGGCCAAGGAGUGUGAG
This is a messenger RNA of Symbiodinium sp. CCMP2456, 1527 nucleotides long. The record is from the annotation of a GenBank genome assembly. Lineage: Eukaryota; Dinophyceae; Suessiales; Symbiodiniaceae.